Molecule: messenger RNA, 6863 nt
Organism: Myxocyprinus asiaticus (Chinese sucker)
Lineage: Eukaryota; Metazoa; Chordata; Actinopteri; Cypriniformes; Catostomidae
Exons: 18
Coding region: 516-6863 (2115 amino acids)
Molecular function (GO): protein binding
Source: RefSeq, a predicted model, not a curated record
CCCGUUUAAACCCGGAAUUAUUUGAUCAUUUGCCUCGAUUCUGAUUCUCCACAGUUUUCAAUCAAAUUACUGUGUAGUUAAACAAUUGAUUUUACAAAAACCGUCAUAUAAAUAUGCUUUACAAUAUCACUCUUCAUUCAAGCCCACAUAAGAAUAUUGUUAAUUCCGUUUAUGAGAAUAUUUUUCCAAAAACCGCGCCGUUCAUUAAUUCUUAUGGGUUGUUCUUCCUACAGGAAAUACAAGGUGUGUUUGUACAAUAAAUAAAGGUGCGUGUUUUUCUUCUAAAUCAGUCGGACUUUCUCCUCAAGUGCUUCAAGAAAUCCCUCCUCGAAUUGUGAUUGACGUCUAGAACAUUUAAAAGCGAAAGUAAAAACAAACAGCCGUUUUCCACAUUCAUAAAUAAGGAAGGAGGCAAAUAACAUACAUGUGAGAUACUUUUUCAUGCCAAAUAGCUGCAACAUUCUCUGGAGGGAAACAAGAGAAGCACUGCCACCAAAAGGAGUCCCUUUGAGCAGAUGGAGCAACAGAACACUGCAGCAUCUCCAGAACCCAGCUGUGACAGUGACAGAUCCACGAUUCAGUCCCCUGAUCUCAGCGAUGGAACACUGAAUUCUGACCCCAGAAUGCAGAGCCACAGAGCAGUAUCUUCAGAACCUAGCUGUUUGUCUGUGAAAAGUAACAGAUCCAUGGAUCCCCCAGAUAAAUUCGGUGAUAAAGCAGUUAUUUUCAACCCCAGAAUGCAGACCCAGGGAGCAGUAUCUUCAGAACCCAGCUGUUUGUCUGUGAAAAGUAACAGAUCCAUGGAUCCUCCAGAUAAAUUCAGUGAUAAAGCAGUUAUCUUCGACCCCAGAAUGCAGACCCAGGGAGCAGUAUCUUCAGAACCCAGCUGUAUGUCUGUGAAAAGUAACAGAUCCAUGGAUCCUCCAGAUAAAUUCAGUGAAAAAGCAGUUAUCUUCGACCCCAGAAUGCAAACCCAGGGAGCAGUAUCUUCAGAACCCAGCUGUAUAUCUGUGAAAAGUAACAGAUCCAUGGAUCCUCCAGAUAAAUUCAGUGAUAAAGCAGUUAUCUUCGACCCCAGAAUGCAGACCCAGGGAGCAGUAUCUUCAGAACCCAGCUGUAUGUCUGUGAAAAGUAGCAGAUCUAUGGAUUCUCCUGAUAAAUUCUGUGUUCAAGCAGUUAUAUUUGGCACCAGACUCACUCUGUGUCUUUUCAGUGGCAUGAGGGAUGGUCUGAUCCAGGUUCAGUCCAGAUGUGGAGUUUGUGAGCAGGUUUUGAAAGAUCCGGUCUCUAUCACCUGUGGACACAGUUUCUGCAGACAGUGUAUCAGCUGCUACUGGGACCAGACCAGCCAAUCAGAAGACUUUAAGUGUCCACAAUGCAGAAAAAGAUCUAGAACAUGUCCUGUCUUACACUCAAACAAAGUCAAGAGAGGAUCCAGUUCUACUGGUUCUGCUCACUUCCACACAGAAUCAGACCUGCAGCAGGAUUCUCAUCAACCAGCAGAUGAUGUUCAUCAGAGAGUCAAAGACAAACAGAAAACCAUCAUGAAGAACAAGUAUGAGAGCUUAUUUGAGGGAUUCAAACAACAAGAGAAUCAAACCCUCCUGAACAGGAUUUACACACAGCUCUACAUCAUAGAGGGAGAGAGUGAAGCGGUGAAUGAAGAACAUGAGGUUCUUCACAUGGAGAAAACAGCCAGAACUCAACACUUAAAAGACACUCCAAUCUUCUGCAAUGACAUCUUUAAACCCUUACCUAAACCAGGAUGUGAGGAGAAGAGAAAAGACCAUAUAAAGAUUGUUCUCACUAAAGGCAUUGCUGGAAUUGGAAAAACAGUCUCUGUGCAGAAGUUCAUUCUGGACUGGGCUGAGGGAAAUGCCAAUCAGGAUGUAGAUUUCAUGUUUGUGCUUCCAUUUCGAGAGCUGAACUUGAUUAAAGAUGAGCGGUACAGUCUUCACAAACUUCUGCUGGACUUUCAUCCUGAACUUCAUGAUCUGGACUCAAAAAUGUAUGAUGAGUGUAAAGUUGUGUUCAUCUUUGAUGGUCUGGAUGAAAGCAGAAUUCCACUGAUGUUUUCAGACAGUGAGAAAGUUUCUGAUGUGACUGAGACUUCAUCAGUGGGAGUGUUGAUGUCAAACCUCAUCAAAGGAGAUCUGCUUCCCUCUGCUCUCAUCUGGAUCACCUCCAGACCAGCAGCAGCCAAUCAGAUCCCCUCCAAAUACAUCAAGCGUGUGACAGAAAUUCAGGGAUUCAAUGACCCUCAGAAGGAGGAAUAUUUCAGGAAGAGAAUCAGUGAUGAGCAUCAAGCCAGCAGAAUCAUCUCACACAUUAGAAGAGCAAGAAGCCUCCACAUCAUGUGCCACAUACCAGUCUUCUGUUGGAUCUCAUCAACUGUGCUUCAAAACAUUCUUAAACAAGAUGACAGUGCAGAAAUCCCUCAAACUCUGACUGAAAUGUACAUCCACUUCCUCCUCAUUCAGAUCAAUAUGAGGAAUCAGAAAUAUGAAGAGAGAGAUCCAGAGAAACUCCUGCAGUCCAACAGAGAAGUGAUUGUUAAACUUGCUGAACUGGCUUUCAAACAGCUGAUGAAGGGCAAUGUCAUGUUCUAUGAGGAGGACCUGAGAGAGAGCGGCAUAGACGUUACUGAUGCCACAGUGUAUUCUGGGAUCUGCACUGAGAUCUUUAAGGAGGAAUCUGUGAUUCUUCAGAGGAAAGUCUACAGCUUCAUACAUCUCAGCUUUCAGGAGUUUCUGGCUGCUCUAUAUUUGUUUUAUCAUUAUGUAAUCAGAAAUGUGGACACAUUGCAGUUUUUUGAUGUAGCGCAUACUCUGCAUAAGUAUGCAGUAGAUAAAGCCCUUAAGAGUGAAAAUGGACACCUGGAUCUUUUCCUGCGAUUCCUGCUGGGCAUCUCACUGGAGUCCAAUCAGAGACUCUUACAGUAUAUACUGACACACAUAAAGAACACCUCGGAGAGCAUCAAGGAAACUAUUACUUAUAUCAAAGACAAAAUCAAAGACGGAUGUGGACUUUCAGCAGAAAGAUCCAUCAAUCUGUUCCUCUGUCUGCUGGAGGUGAAAGAUCAGACUCUGUACAGAGAGAUUCAGGAGUUUCUGAAAUCAGACAAACACUCAGAGAAUAAACUCACUCCUGCUCAGUGUUCAGCAAUUGCCUGCAUGCUUCAGAUGUCAGAGGAGGUGCUGGAUGAGCUGGACCUAAAGAAAUACAAUACAUCCGAGGAGGGUAGAAGAAGAUUGCUACCAGCUGUGAUCAACUGCAGAAAAGCUCUUCUUGCUGAGUGUAAUCUCACUGGUCAGCACUAUGAAAUUGUGGUCUCGGCUCUACAAUCAUCAAAGUCCCUCCUGAGAGAGCUGGACCUGAGUAACAAUGACCUGCAGGAUUCAGGAGUGAAGCUAAUCUCUGAUGCACUGAAGAGUCCAAACUGUAAACUAGAGAUUCUAAGAUUGUCGGGCUGUAUGGUGACAGAGAAAGGCUGUUUUUUUCUGGCUUCAGCUCUGAGUUCAAACCCUUCACACCUGAAAGAGUUGGAUCUGAGCUACAAUCACCCAGGAGAAUCAGGAGUUAAGCUACUCACAGACAGACUCAACGAUCCAAACUGUACACUGGAGAAACUCAAUUUGGACCAUGGAGAACAGUUCAGGAUCACACCAGGACUACGAAAAUAUUUCUGUAAUCUCACAAUGGAUCCAAACACGGUGAACUAUCAUCUCAUUCUGUCUGAGGGGAACAGAAAGGCAACACACAAGAAAGAGGAUGAGCCAUAUCCUGAUCAUCCAGACAGAUUUGAGCACUAUGAGCAGGUUCUGUGUAAAGAGGGUCUGACUGGACGCUGUUACUGGGAGGCUGAAUGGAGCGGAUGGGCUGAUAUAGCAGUGUCGUAUAAAGGAAUCAGAAGGAAAGGAAGAAGUGAUGACUGUGAUUUUGGACUCAAUGAAAAGUCCUGGAGUCUGAGCUGUAUUGAUGGCAGAUUCACUUCCUGGUACAAUAAAAACAGCAUUGACAUUCCUGUCCCUAAACCACAAUCUAACAGGAAAGGAGUGUAUCUGGACUGGUCGGCUGGUACUUUGUCCUUCUACAGCAUCUCUGACACACACACACUCACACACUUACACACAUUCCACUCCACAUUCACUGAACCCCUCUAUGCUGGAUUUGGGAUUUUUUAUGCUAACUGCUCAGUGUCUCUAAAGCGGCAAUCACGUGACAGGCUGGUGGUCGGAGAACUACACCUUACCUCACAUUUGGAAAAACAAGACUUAAUGGAUGACAUUCGUCUCAUCGUGGAGGUGGAAAAACAGAAAGUUCUCUAUGACCCGCAGGAUUUCUUGUAUAAAGAUUUAAAUGCAAAAGAAAAGUGUGAUGACAAGACUAUAUUUCAAAAUGUUUUAAUCACCAGAGCCUCAAGAUACCAUCACGAGGGGUGUACUUCCUCCAAAAUGAGUCUCUAUGAGGAGAAAGAAGCAGAAGCUGCUGUUCAUUCUCCAGAACCCAGCUAUGUGUCAAUGAAGAGCAACAACUCCAUGAGGGAACCACCUGUAUUGAGUAAUAGAACAGCAAUAUCUGACCCCAGACAGGAGGGGUGUACUUCCUCCAAAAUGAGUCUCUAUGAGGAGAAAGAAGCAGAAGCUGCUGUUCAUUCUCCAGAACCCAGCUAUGUGUCAAUGAAGAGCAACAACUCCAUGAGGGAACCACCUGUACUGAGUAAUACAACAGCAAUAUCUGAUCCCAGUUUGAAGCGAGAUAAUCUUGUCAGAUCUUUAAAGUCCUGUACUGCCUUCGACUGUCAAAGCCACAUCCUGCAGAAUGACACAGAAUUUGCCUUGAAGACACGCACACUGCUGGAGGAAACUGGAGACUUGCAUCUGGAUUCUCAUCAACCAGCAGAUGAUGUUCUUCAAAGAGUCAAAGACCAACACAAAACCAGCAUGAAGAACAAGUAUGAGUGCUUCUUUGAGGGAAUCAAACUACAAAAGAAUCAAACCCUCCUGAACAGGAUUUACACACAGCUCUACAUCAUAGAGGGAGAGAGUGAAGGGGUGAUUGAAGAACAUGAGGUUUUACACAUGGAGAAAACAGACAGAACUCAACACUUACAAGACACUCCAAUUUACUGCAAUGACAUCUUUAAACCCUUACCUGAACCAGGAUGUGAGGAGAAGAAAAAAGACCAAAUAAAGACUGUUCUCACUAAAGGCAUCGCUGGAAUUGGAAAAACAGUCUCUGUGCAGAAGUUCAUUCUGGACUGGGCCGAGGGAAAUGCCAAUCAGGAUGUAGAUUUCAUGUUUGUGCUUCCAUUUCGAGAACUAAACUUGAUUAAAGAUGAGCGGUACAGUCUUCACAAACUUCUGCUGGACUUUCAUCCUGAACUUCAUGAUCUGGACUCAAAGAUUUAUGAAGAGUGUAAAGUUGUGUUCAUCUUUGAUGGUCUGGAUGAAAGCAGAAUUCCACUGAUGUUUUCAGACAGUGAGAAAGUUUCUGAUGUGACUGAGACUUCAUCAGUGAGUGUGUUGAUGUCAAACCUCAUCAAAGGAGAUCUGCUACCCUCUGCUCUCAUCUGGAUCACCUCCAGACCAGCAGCAGCCAAUCAGAUCCCCUCCAAAUACAUCAAGCGUGUGACAGAAAUUCAGGGAUUCAAUGACCCUCAGAAGGAGGAAUAUUUCAGGAAGAGAAUCAGUGAUGAGCAUCAAGCCAGCAGAAUCAUCGCACACAUUAGAAGAGCAAGAAGCCUCCACAUCAUGUGCCACAUACCAGUCUUCUGUUGGAUCUCAUCCACUGUGCUUCAGAACAUCCUUAAACAAGAUGACAGUGCAGAAAUCCCUCAAACUCUGACUGAAAUGUACAUCCACUUCCUGCUCAUUCAGACCAAUAUGAGGAAUCAGAAGUAUGAAGAGAGAGACCCAGAGAAACUCCUGCAGUCCAACAGAGAAGUGAUUGUUAAACUUGCUGAACUGGCUUUCAAACAGCUGAUGAAGGGCAAUGUCAUGUUCUAUGAGGAGGACCUGAUAGAGAGCGGCAUAGACAUCACUGAUGCCUCAGUGUAUUCUGGGAUCUGCACUGAGAUCUUUAAGGAGGAAUCUGUGAUUCAUCAGAGGAAAGUCUACUGCUUCAUACAUCUCAGCUUUCAGGAGUUUCUGGCUGCUUUCUUUGUGUUUUACCAUUAUGUUAUCAAAAAAUUUGACACAUUGCGAUUUGUGGAUCAAGUGCAUAGUCUACAUAGGGACACAGUAGAUAAAGUUGUUGAAAGUGAAAAUGGACAGCUGGAUCUUUUCCUGCGAUUUCUGCUGGGCAUCACAUUGGAGUCCAAUCAGAGACUCUUACAGGAUCUACUAACACACAUAGAGAACAGCUCAGAGAGCAUCAAGAAAACCACACAAUACAUUAAAAACACAAUCAAGAAUGACAAACAUCUCUCCACUGAAAGAUCCAUCAGUCUGUUCCUCUGUCUGCUGGAGAUGAAAGAUCAGACUCUGUACAGAGAGAUUCAGGAGUUUCUGAAAUCAGACAAACACUCAGAGAAUAAACUCUCUACUGCUCAGUGUUCAGCAGUCGCCUACAUGCUUCAGAUGUCAGAUGAGGUGCUGGAUGAGCUGAACCUGAAGAAAUACAAUACUUCAGAGGAGGGUAGAAGAAGACUGAUACCAGUUGUGUAUAACUGCAGAAAAGCUCUUCUUGCCGGCUGUAAUCUCACUCAUCAGCACUAUGAAAUUGUGGCUUCAGCUCUACAACCAUUAAAAUCCCUCCUGAGAGAGCUGGAUCUGAGUAACAAUGACCUGCAGGAUUCAGGAGUGAAGCUGCUCUCUGAUGCACUGAAGAGUCCAAACUGUAAACUGGGGAUACUUGGGUAA